This is a messenger RNA of Achroia grisella, 739 nucleotides long. RefSeq lists its product as uncharacterized. Lineage: Eukaryota; Metazoa; Arthropoda; Insecta; Lepidoptera; Pyralidae. The transcript is spliced from 4 exons. Bases 58 to 666 code for a protein of 202 amino acids. The record is from RefSeq and is a predicted model, not a curated record.
UCAACAAUUUCAAUUCAGAUUCACUCUCAGAACAAACUGUGACCGCGGCCAACGACAAUGUGGUUUACUUUUUUUAUUUUAACGUCAAUUUCUACCGUCGUCUUUACAGAGAUUACAGUCCCUGGUAUAGAUAGAAGAAUGGGCGAUGGCAUUGUAAGCAGGGGAUAUAAAGUUGUAUAUGGAGACGAAGAUAUAUCAAUAAUUAACGAAAUAGUUACUGAUAUGGAAAAGUCUGAUAAUUUGAAGAGUAAAGUGGAUGUAAAUGAAUCUUUACCUCCCUUACCGGCUGAAGACGUCAAAUGCCUGAUGUCCGUUGAUCGAUAUUGUUCCAAAGAUAUGGGAGUAAUAAAAGGAGUCCUUGUUCAAGCCAUUAGAGAAGAUUGCAAGAAAUGUACAACAGAACAAAAAGAACAGGCUGGGAAGGUGAUUGCAUCAAUGAUGGCUCAUGAUCCGGUGGCUUGGAAACUAUUUCUCACCAGGUGUGCUGUGCAAAAUAAACCUGAAAAGGAAUUUUCGAAACAGGAAACUGUAGAUUAUAAGCCCGUCGGCUAUCCAGAAGAAAUAGUCUCAUCUAAAAAUAGAUACACUAUUCCAGGUGUUAAAAAUGAAGACCUUCGUUCUCUGUCUAUUUGCUCUUGUAGCCGUUGCUGUUGGUCGUCCAAAUAACCAAUACACAGAUAGAUAUGACAAUAUUGAUUUGAACGAAAUUUUAGGAAAUCGCCGUAUUCUUACGCCUUAU